AUCAAGUCGAGUCAGCUUCAUGUGGGAGGAAAGUCUAAAGUGAUGUGACGGAAAUAAUGUGUUUGCCACUCAUGCGUUUACGUUCGAUCCCGUGAUUGGCCAAUGCAGCUGAUCCAAGUACUAUAAGAGUAGAAGUCGCAGCGCUAGGAAGUAGUGUUUGAGGAAAACCGUUACUGACCACACAAUGUAGGAUUCUAUCUGAAGUAGAGAACAAAGAAUGAUUCUGCUGAUAACCCCCUUCAUCUUCUUUCAAGCGGUGUUCUCAAAGAACUCUGUGGUUUCCAGACAUGUGUAUGCAAGACUCAUCCCUCUGGACAACCUUAGGGCGAGUGAGACACCGACCAGCAUCAACCAGUCGGAGAGUAUGCCUGACUGUACCACCGUCUGUGCCAGGGAUGAGGCCUGUGUUGCUGUGAUGCAUCAUGGUGAUCAGUGCUCCAUCUACAGAUCAUCCCUGUCUCCCUCGGGUGUUUCCCUUCCCGGAGCCAGAUGUUUCAUCAAGCAAGGAGCUCUGCCACAUCCAGACCCAUGCCCCGUGUCUCAAGGCUACACGUCAGUGCUGUCCCCACGCCUGUGUUACAAGCUUUACAUGACCACCAUGAACUGGACAGACAGUCAGGCCCGAUGUGAGAGUGAAGGCGGCCGCCUGAUCAUCCUCAACACAAUCGAGAAACACGCCUACAUUCUGACUCAAGUGUCGCCUGACCUAGCUCCGUAUAUUGGUCUGAAAUCUGAUGGUGGCUCCAAAGUCUGGACUGACGGUUCGACCUACAUACCCGGAAAAACUGACCUCUUCUCUGGGAAUUGUGCAUACAUAUAUAAGUUGUUAAUCGGGGGCUAUUCUUGCUAUUGGGUACGCCAGUCCUUGUGUGAAAUACCUGUGUGAAACACAUACGUAGUGUCCUCCAGCAGCAUCUCCUCCAAGUAAAAUACAUGGUAACUAUGUAUUGUAGACGUUCAAGGCAACGUGUUCAAACUAUCAUGUCACACUCUGUAUCCCAUGGUUUUAAGUAAAGUGUAACUCGGUUUCAGCCUAUUAAUCUCCGCAUUAUUUCAUUCAAACCCACGCAAUUCAAAAUCGUAGUGUGCACCAUUCUUGGAGCAAAUCAAUCAAUGACGUUCAAGAUUUUAUAACAACGUCUGGACCUAAACUGGAAGGACUUGGAGAACAGUCGCUAUUUUUAAGGAUUUGAUUAAUGAACACAAUACUUCAAUGAAAAAGACCAUGCUGUUGUAAUAAAAAUUACUUCCGCACUUUUCAAAAUAUUUGACUUGAUACAACUGUAACCUAACGAUAGCCUUAAUUCCAAUAAUACCAUCGGGACUUUAAAAACCAUUUAGGCAAUCUUUUCACCACGCAAACUUAUUACUAAUGGCACUUUGGCUGAUCACUGGCUAAUCACGCACAAUAUGAUCAUAUGGUGACAUAUGCUCGGCCUGUACAUAAUUGACCGUGGACGAGACAAAUCAGUGAUUGAUAACCCCAUGAGUCGGGUCGAGAUUCCAGGAAGCAAUUAGUCAGUUGCGUUUCAUGCUACGUUGCCUGGCCCAGGUACUCCAGGAUCACUGCUACCAUUUCACCCGAUUACAAUCCUGGCUCUGUCAGGACUUAAUCCACAGGAAUUACACAUGUCCUCAUAUCAAUGACAUACUUUUCAAAGCAGCUCAAAAACACAUUGACUGUUCUUAUAACAGAUAAGAGGCUGACAAUGUAUGUACAUACUACACUGCACGGGGAUUUAAGCAUUAGUUGGAGAGCGAAAUACUCUAUUUUUUGUUUUAUAUUUAUGCUACAGUGCCGCGCCAGUUAUAUUCGUACGAUCCAUUACGGUUUAUAACCGUCAAAUAUUUUACGAGCACAAAAAUGUUUCGCGUAGCGUCAAUAAUGCUCGGAACCAUGUUAAAUUUGACAUGACGUCACUUUGAUCACGUGACCGUCACGUGAUGUCCUUCACAGUGUCGUCUGCUGUUUUGAUCAAAACAUACGAUAAUCAGUGCAAACAUCGGGAGAAAAUCUAAGGAAUUGAGAAGUGAUGUGAAAAGAAUAGCGUUAAAGUUAAAAGAAGAGGGGGAAAGUUAUCAAGCGAUUACUGACCUGUUGGGGGGUUCCCAAGUCUACUUGAGUAGUAUUUUUGCUGAAGUUCAGCGAACGGGUUCGGUAGAAAACAUCCCGAGACAAGCUAGACAAAACAAAAGUUUUCAGACAGAGAUCCUGCCGCGCUGUUCAGACUCGUUAAAAAUAAUAGACAGAGACCUUUGAAGGACAUCACUGGUAAUUUCAAUUCGGUGAGAGACCAACCUGUCUCGAAAAGAAUAAUUCAAAGGGAAUUACACCGAGAAGGAUUUUACAGGCGCAUCACGAAAAAAGAUGGUUGUUAGGGGGAUGAACAGAAGAAAACAUGUCUUGUGGCGUCGGAGUAUGAGGAAAAAAAACUGUCAAUGAUUUUUGGAAAAAUGUAAUCUUUACUGAUGAGAGUCAGGUGGUUAUUGGAAAUAAAAAUCGUGUAUACAUUUGGAGAAAGGAAAAUGAAGCCGAUCGACCCGAGUGCGUGUGUCCCCCUCGAACAAGGAAGUUGAGUUUGAUGGUGUGGGGGAGUAUCAGCUAUCAUGGUGUGGGGACUUUGGUGCGUGUAAAUGGUAACAUCAAUGUCCAGAAAUACAUAGAAAUUGUGGACAAUAAUUUGUGGCCAGUAAUUUGUAGACAUUUUCCAGACAAUAACUAUAUAUUUCAAGACGACGAUGCGCCGUUCAUAGGGCAAAUAUUGUGAAAAAAUUCAUCGCCGACAAUGCCAUAAACACGGUGGAUUGGCCAGCAGAAUCACCGGAUUUAAAUGUUAUAGAAAAUGUUUGGCUAAACCUAAAGAAAAAACUACAGGACACCGUAAACGACAUCACUAACCAAGAUCAGCUGUUUGAAGCGAUCCAUAUCACUUGGCAGGACAUUGAGCUAGACUUUAUUCGUGGCCUUUAUGAAUCUAUUCCACGCCGGAUAUCUAAAGUUGUGACUAUGAAAGGGCAUCUUACCAAGUAUUAAGGUAUGUAGAUAAUUAUUUCAUUAAUAAAUGACGCUCUGUAAAAGCGAGUCGAUAUGUAAACAAACGGCGGCCAUUUUGGAUCUUACGAAUAUAACUGGCACGGCGGCCAUUUUGGAUCUUACGAAUAUAUCCGUGCGUAUAAAAUGUAUAUUGUAUUUUGUUAGAAAUAAUCGCCUGUUACUACCUUCUGAAGGUCGUUACUCUUC
This is a messenger RNA of Haliotis rufescens (red abalone), 3241 nucleotides long. RefSeq lists its product as uncharacterized. The record is from RefSeq and is a predicted model, not a curated record. Lineage: Eukaryota; Metazoa; Mollusca; Gastropoda; Lepetellida; Haliotidae. The coding region runs from base 218 to 886 and encodes 222 amino acids. The transcript has 3 exons.